CCCCUAUAACAAUACUGAACUCUUCCUGUGACCUUUUAUGUUUUUUGGCUAAGGACACAGAAGAGAAAUUUUAAAGAUGGCUUCCCAAAACCUUGCAGACGACAAUCUUCAACACAAGACUGGUGCUCAUGAACCAAGUUUCAUACAUGCAGUGAAACUUCAAGAAGCCAUUGAAUCUCUGCAAAAGGACGGACUUCUCUGUGACAUUACUCUUUGUGAAACACAUAACGUCCAUCAAGUGGUCCUUGCAGCUAGCAGCCCUUUCCUUGAAGUUUGUUUUAACAAAAAUCAGAAAGCUUCACUAAAUGAUAGUUUUAACAAGCAUCCAGAAAGAGCUGUUAAAGAGUUGAUAAACUAUAUCUAUACGUCAAAACUUCUGCUAACAAGUGAAACAGUUGACGAUAUUCGUCUACUCGGCAAGCUGUUACAGUUGCCUUUUGUUGUGGAAACUUGUGAUGGCUUUUCUAAAGGUAGCAGUGACUCUGUUUUCAGCAACCACUCCUUCGCAAAGGAUUUUCUUGACAAACUAGGCAAGCUUCAAAAAGCAGAAAGCCUUUGCGAUGUUGACAUUUUGGUAGAAAAUUGUGCGAUCAAAGCUCAUAGGGUUGUACUUGCAGCUAGUGGCGACUACUUCAGGGCUAUGUUUACGGGUGGAAUGAAAGAAUGCAGACAAAGUCAAGUUGAACUGUAUUGUCUCAGUACCCAGGGUGUGUCAUCGUGUAUUGAGUUUAUAUACAACUCUGACAUUGAGUUUAAAGGUGUCGAGCAUGCAGAAACUGUCCUGACAACAGCUUGUAUGCUACAGCUACCGUUAGUAGUGGAGCUAUGCUGCCAAUACCUUAAGAAGAUGUUACACGUUAACAGCUGUAUGCACGUUGCUAGUUUGGCUGCUCUCUACAAUCUUAAUAGUCUAAAGUCAGCAGUAGACCAGUUUGUGUUUAAGAACUUCUUAAAGUUUUCUCAGACAGACAACUUUCUGAACUUGCCAGCAGAUGAGGUGAGUUUUUACAUCGACAACGAUCGAUUAGAAGUUAGGACUGAACUUGAAGUCUUCGAUGCAGUCGUAAAGUGGAUCAAACUUGAGAAAAGAACAAGAUUGCAGUAUGCAAGAGGACUCAUGAGUUGUGUAAGAUUUCCCCUUUUGUACCCAGAGGAUCUCAGAGAACACGUUAUUGUGGUGGAUUUUAUGCUACAAGAUCAGGGUUGCAAAGCUCUGAUAGAAGAAGCGAUGACGUAUCAUUCCAACCCUUACCUAGAAAACAAGCUACAGAACAAACGGACAAAAGUUCGCUCCGAUAGCCCUUCCAUUGUCAUUCUCGGUGGAGAGACGCGGUCAGAACAGGUCGGACAAGCCAUGCAGCGGUUGCUUGGGGAUGGUCCUGAAGCGACCCAGGUUUACAGUAUGAUGUUCUGGGACCAAAAUGCAGAGACAGAUUCGGAAUGGCGGCCACUGUCUUCACCUGGGGACAUCCGAGCCAAUCACGCAGUGGCAGUCAUGGACGGAUUCCUGUAUUUUGCCGGAGGUUCCGAAGUACCAGGGGGCCAGGAACUGGCACGUUUUUUCACCAUCAUUGCCGACGUCAGUGCCAACAUGACCGCAUGUUUCCGGUAUGACCCGAGGUUCGACAACUGGAUUCAUCUUGCGCCAAUGAAAAACUCCAGAUGUCACUUUUCUCUCUUGCCGUGGAAAGGGAAGCUGUACGCUAUUGGUGGCUCAGAUGAUCAGCUGCACACGUUAGCUUCCGUGGAGGCGUACACGACAGAAGUAGACAGCUGGGAGUUUGUGCGUUCACUGGAGGAGACGAUUUGCUAUCAUGCAGGCUGUGUGUGUAAUGGAACCAUGUAUCUCUCAGGAGGCUUCAAUGAUGAUGAGUUCACCAACCACAUGUUCACAUAUGAUCCAAGUGCUGGCGUUACCUACAGAAAACCUAUGCAGUAUGCAAGAUUCUUACACUCCAUGUGUGCGGUUGGAAGCAAUACCAUCGUCAUCAUCGGAGGAAGAGCGCAGGACGACACUUUCAAUCAGGUCGAACUUUACGAUAUCACCACAGAUACCUGUUCCGUGGUGGCCCCCAUGCUGCAGCCCCGAAGCCUCAUGGGUACAGUGGUCAUCAGGAACAAGGUGUACGUACUUGGCGGGAAUGAUGGCAAGGAAAACGAACCAACAGACUUGGUACAAAGCUACAAUGUGGACAGAAAUGAGUGGAAGGUGGUGUCAAAAUUACCACACGGACGUAGCUGUUUGACUGCUUGCACAAUACAUCUCCCAAGGAAAGUAAGAUACAGGGAGGAAAUGUAAUACAUUAUAUUGUAAACUAUCUUAAGUAUAGGCCAUUGUCUGAUGCUUAUACAAUAGAUCUUGUGGAAACCUCAGCCCAGUUUUGUAGAGCAUCUAGUAUUGUAUAGGCCAGGGGCAAGGCCCUGCAGAAGAGGAUAGUAUAUUAUGCAAAUUGUCACACAAUUUUGUUUCAACAUAUGCAAUAGAACCAUUCAAAGGACUUUUUAAAUUGUAGGAUGAGCAUAUGGGAAUGGAAAAGUUGAAAUAAAAUGAAGGCAAGUACAAGAGGAGAGGAGGCUAUUACAAUUUAAUACUUAUCAUAACCACAAAAUUACAGUGAUACUCUUGACAGCAAUACAUGUAUCAUCAUUAAAGGUGGAUUUUAAUAUUGCGGCAUACCAACAAGGUGACUCCAACAUCCAAAACAUACAUAACUUUGAACUUGAAGUUCACAACACUGGGAUGCCAACAAAAAUGUCAAUGUUGCAGGCUAUCCAACAAAAGAAUAGGCAAAUAGUACUCUAUCUGACAUGUAAUGUUGCAGGUGAAGCAAAGAUUACAUAAGUGCAGAUUUUAUCAAAUAAGCACAAUUUAACAUUUAGUACCAUGAAAACAUUUCAAUUAAACUUAACUUUUUCCAUGUAAAAGUCAAAACACAUCCUUUUAAUAAAACUUUUACCUUCGGCAUCUAUCAAAUGACAAUCCAAGUGCCUAUUGCAAAUCCAAAGACAUUGCUAAUUAAUAUAUUAUUUAUAUAUCUAUCAAACAAAUCUAUUUGUACAAAUCCUGCAGAAAUCUUCUUGCUGCAUAUGAUAAUAAGAAUAGUACACAUGUACACUGAAUUUAAAAUACUACAUUUCAAAUAUUUCUAACUGCUAGCCCAAAACAUUCCAAUUUGCAGCAAAACAAUUCCUUUACAUUUAUCCAUAAGAGAAAAAAAUCAUUCCCGUACCUGAGAACGACUGAUCCUUAUUACAAGUACUUUAUACAUCUUAAAUCUAUACAGGACUUUUAUGUCGCAACUUAUCAUUCCACAUACUAAUGUAAUAGUUGUAAUGGGUUGUAAGGCAGCAGGGAUAGGAUUAAAAAGUCUCCUUUCAAAAUUAGAAAUUGACCUAGAAUAUCACUUUGGGUAACUAUUACCCACAACCUAUACAGCAAAACUUGAAGCAUUCCAGGCUAUCACAAAGUAUAAAAUCUUCUCCUUCAAUAUAAUUUCUAAGUAAAACUUCCAAGUAUGUACAAUUUUGUUUUAUCACAAAAAAAUGCAAAAUAUUUGACACAUAUCCUGAUUAUGUACAACUGAUUGUUCAACACAAUUUUUUUCACAUUUUUUCUACAUUAAUGAUCGUCUUCAAAGCUUUU
Messenger RNA from Branchiostoma floridae (Florida lancelet), 3643 nucleotides. RefSeq names its product kelch-like protein 9. Lineage: Eukaryota; Metazoa; Chordata; Leptocardii; Amphioxiformes; Branchiostomatidae. The coding region runs from base 77 to 2299 and encodes 740 amino acids. The record is from RefSeq and is a predicted model, not a curated record. Gene Ontology annotation, molecular function: protein binding. The transcript has 4 exons.